UGCGCCUCGCCCGAGGCCCGGCUCCCGCUGCCGGGGCCGGCGAUUGGCUGCACAGGCCUCCGGUGCUUACCCACCGCGCGCCAGCCCUGCCCCCAGAGGCAAAGGAGCGCUUGAGCUCUGGGCGGCGGGUUCGGCUGCGCAGCGGGGCUGAGUCGGCCGCGUCUGCUGGAGCACAGGGAGCAGACAAUUGGUUCCUGGAACCUCGGUGCUGAAGACCCCAGGCCUUGCGCAAAGGUGGCUCGUUACUGGAAAAAACUGAACUUCUGGUAAUCAAGGAGUUGGUAAGAACAAAUUCUCCUCGCGGGACCCCUGUGAAAUGUUAAUAGCACAGCUCUCUGGACGACAGGGCCCAGAGCUGAUGGCAGACAAUGUCAGCCACUAACAACAUCGCCCAGGCCCGGAAACUGGUGGAGCAGCUCCGCAUCGAAGCCGGGAUCCAGCGAAUCAAGGUCUCCAAAGCCUCAUCGGAACUGAUGAGUUACUGUGAGCAGCACGCCCGGAAUGACCCGCUGCUGGUCGGUGUCCCGGCCUCUGAGAACCCCUUCAAGGACAAGAAGCCUUGUGUCAUUCUAUAGCGUGGUUUUCCUGUGUUCUCUCUCUCCCCCUCCCUCUUCCUUUCUCUCGCUCUGUCAGGGCAUCAUUCAGUGCAUAGUUGAAGCAAAGUAUUUCGGGUCCCUGAAACUUCUAAUGCCAAAAGAAAUGUAAAACAUUGCCAGUGCCCAGAUGGUGUAAAAUAUACCCACUGGGCAAUAAUGGGCGGGCGUUCAGACCAAAUAGCGCAGCCCUCAGGGCCGGGCCGAAAGACCGAUGCCGGCGGCACAGCCACGUCCAUCUAGGAAGAGCUGAGACACCCAGACUGUGUGGCCACCAUCUUUCAAACCGUCACUUGCCAUUUGAGCUGAGGUCCAGAGACGGUCGGGAGAAGGGAGGGCAGGGGGCGCUGGCCGCCGGCCCCAGACGACCUGGGCGACCUGGCCGGCCAGCUGUUCUUGCGCAGCUGGCCACUUGUGAAAAAGACUUCUGCUCCAGAGCUUUUUUAAAAGUAAAGUAAAAUUUGGGGGUAGGGGUUCAUAAUGAGCUUUUUGGGGAAAAUAUUUUCAUUUAAAUAAUUGUUAUCCCGUACCGCUAAAAUCAGAUUCCGAUGGCUGGGCGCGUGGCCGGGCUGUGCUGUGCGAUGGUGCGCAGGUGAAGUUCCAGGGCCGGGAGGGGGCUCCGCGCAGGAAACGCACCCGUGUCACCCAGUGUCACCCUACUGUACGGCGUUUGUGCAGCAUGUGCCGCUGCACUGCCAUGUGCGGCCCUGCCCUUUCCCAGGGAUCCCACUCAUCCCAGAAACAGAUUCACUGCAACUCGCCCCGGCCCCUGGAAUAGCCCCUGGGUUUUACUUCCUUUCCAGCACAUGACCUUGACGUGGGCAUUGAGGGGCUGUGGCCAUACUCUUAUCAAACCCGUCUCUCUGGGGGUUUGGUUUGGUUUGGUUUUUCUCCACUUGCAUUUAUCCCGAUGGCCACUGUCCACGCAGAGCUGCACCCUGGCGGCAGGGCCACCUGAUGCAGUGUGAAAAGGCAUCUGAUGGCCGCAGCAUCCGCAAGGCCUCAGAGGCUCUCUCUCCGCUUUUGUGCCCCUUCAACCCCGCGCUGUGGCUGGAGGAAGCCUGAGGCCUGUUGGUCCAGUCCAUCACUCUUCCCAACAGCCUUGGGAACUCGAUACGUCGGGGGGUCAGGGGUUCGGCGCAGGAGGCCUUUUUUUAAAAUUAUUUUUUCCUUUGUUACAACAUGGACAGUUAAAGGAACAAGAGCAUAGGGCCAAACGAACUUCCCUCCCCUCUGCCAGUGCCACCCGAGGCUACCAGGACGCCACACGGCCCUGAACUCGGGUCCCACCUGUCCAGUCCUGGAGCAGCAGGCAAACUGUGGGAAGAAACGAGCCGAGCUCUGCUCCUGUGGCCUCAGUGGACGUCAGAGCCCGAGGCCCACGCCAGUGGAGUCCUGGACAGCUGCCAGGCUGGGGCCCUCACCUCACAGCCAGGGUCAAGGCUUAAAUCUUGCCAGAGUUAAGAAGGCUCCAGUGCAUGACCCUCCAUCCAGCUCCCACAGAGUAUAGGCUAGCAGGCUGAGUCUUUCUCCCCAGCACCCAGCUCUCCCCAGCUGGUCUGGGAGCACCAGGGGCUCUGGGGAGCCCGGCACCUCCAGACCUGCUGUUGGUCAGGGAAAGCCAUGGAGGCUCCCAGGCUGCACCCGCCUUUCACUGGGCAGGGAGCCCGCACCACCCUGAGCCUCUCUCACUGUCCCCAGCAGGAUGGGACAAACCCUCUUCUAGGGCCUGGUGGGAGUUCACCCCAAAAGGGCAAGGAGUGGGUAGCAGGACAAGCCUCUGUGGCGGAAGCCGUAACCCUCUGAGCCUGCAUCAGGUCCUCUCCUGUGACCCCCACUGACCAGCCACGGGUCCCCAAACAAGGCGGGGGGUCCUGCUCUCAGCACCAGGAGCACCCCAGGCUCCCAGACCUCACCUCUGUCUCCGAAACCCCCCACCCUGCCAGCCAUUCCAAGCCCAGCCCCACCUUGUGUCCCCCACUCAAAUGGGACUGGAGAAGCCAGCAGGGAGACAGUCGAGGACCCCUGGCUGAGGGAGGUGGGACUGAACCCCACUUCACCAGCUCUGUGACCUGCUAUGGGCUCAGCCUGCCAACAUGUUCCCCCCCACCCCCAGCUCCGUAACAAGCUCCAUCCUGGGCCUGGGGAGGCUUCUGGGUCAGAAAACCCAGGGACUGAGUGGUCCAGGUAAACAGAGGCCCUGAGCAAUGGUGAGGACAGUGGGUUUCCCACCUUAUUGCUGCACCUGCUCAGCUGCCCACUCUAGGUGCCCACAGCCUCAGACCCCAGGGAUGUGGUGAUCGGCAGAACCCCCUCUGCGGUUUUCUUUCCAGCCGAGGAGGGGCAAGUGAGAAAACGCCUUUUUUUCCCCCUAUUUACAGUAAAACUCACUGUGCAUAGUGUAGACCUACAGCAUCAGUGCACUUAAAACAUGUGCUGCUUGUGCGUUCCUGGCACGAGUAUCCACCCUGAAAAUGUGAUUUUUAAGGGUUUGGGGACUAGAAUUGCCCCGUGCAUCAGGGACCCGUGGUGGUGGCAGCAUAGGCCUUGAGGAGACCAGCAUCUCUAACUGUGUCGUGGCAGAAAAGAUGAAGGACAUGUACACAGAAGGUGGGCGUGAAGUGCGACGUCUCCCUGUGUUCUGCAUUCCGGGGCAGCGUUUCUGGCAGGCUGGCCUGUCUGGCCCCCACUCCAGGGAAGAGUUAGAACAUGUGUCCCUGCCCCAUCCUCCCAAUGGUGACUCCCAGACCAGGAAUGAAGUGGCUCGGUUGUGACCUCCAGCCCCGGGGAAGGUAGACCUACUGGGCUAGGAGGAAGGUGCUGUCUGGCUGGCUUUAGUGUCCCUGCCUCUGGUCCAGGGCGGCUGUGGGCCUCCAGGCAGCUCGUCCACCAGGGGAAGAGCCCCAGCCCUGCCGGAGCAGGACAAGGCCCCCGUUCUGCAGAUUCUCGCCCCAAGCAUGAAUGACCAGGGGUACUUUGGUGGCUGAAGUGAGGCCACCAAAAGUCACUCAUCCUUCAGGAGCACUUAAAAAGAGCCAGCCUGCCACGGGGUCCCCUGAAAACAAGCCAUACGUCGGACAUGCUGCCCUCCUCCUCCUCUGUCCACGGAACCCAUUGCCAAAUGUUACGAGAUUUGUUCCUGGUUUGCAGAAGCAGUCUAUGGUUCUGGCAGGUUCUAGCCCACCUGCCUUUGGAUGUCUAGUGGUUUUUAUUUCUGAUUUUAAAAAAAAAUUCCAGGUGUGCCACACCCACUUUCUCACAGUGUUUUAAUAUUGUGUGGAAUUGUCAAUACAAAGUGAAUUAAUCCACAAUAAAAAGGCUCACGGCUCCUUGUCUUCA
Messenger RNA from Artibeus jamaicensis (Jamaican fruit-eating bat), 3932 nucleotides. It is a transcript of the gene GNG7, whose product is annotated as G protein subunit gamma 7. Bases 369 to 575 code for a protein of 68 amino acids. Gene Ontology annotation, cellular component: heterotrimeric G-protein complex. Lineage: Eukaryota; Metazoa; Chordata; Mammalia; Chiroptera; Phyllostomidae. The record is from RefSeq and is a predicted model, not a curated record. The transcript is spliced from 5 exons. Gene Ontology annotation, biological process: G protein-coupled receptor signaling pathway. Gene Ontology annotation, molecular function: G-protein beta-subunit binding.